AUGGAUCGAAGAGAAUUAAAACAUAGACGAAUUGCCUUAUACAACUACGUCAAUGAUCUUUUUGACGAGGCUCAACGAGUUUGUUCAGGUGUUUAUAUUGAAAUUGUUGUCAACAAAGGUGAAGAACCCAUUCGAAAAUUCAUCAUCAAUCAAGGAACUGAUAAUAUCGAUUUGGAAGCGGGCUUGGAACACUUGAAUCAAUACGAUGAUCCAGCUUUGAGGAAACGAUUAAUUCAUGUUGAAAUGAUACAAGAUAAUUUUGAAAAUUUGAUGCGGAGAAGUUGUGAAACAUUUUGUCAUGUUAAACAGGAAUUCCCAGGUGAAGAUAUUAAUGUACAAGUUUUGAGGAAGAAACGGCCUGUCAGAUGGAUACCACGAUUGGAAAUUGAUGAAUCGGAUUCGGAGGAGGAUGAUGAAGAUUACGAAGAAGGUGAAGAGGAAGAAGAUGGAAAUUGGCAACAUGAUGGAAAUUAUGAGGAUGGUCAGUAUGGAAAUGAUGGUGAAUAUGGAAAUGAUGGUGAAUAUGGUAACGAUGGUGAAUAUGGAAAUGAUGGUGAAUAUGAAAAUGAUGGUGAAUACAGAAAUGAUGAUGAAGACAAUCAUGAAUAUGUCGAAAACGGAGAAGAGGAGGAAUACGACGAAGAAGGUUGGUCUGAUUUAGAUUCUGGUCUAGAAUCACAAUAUAAUUCAGAAUAUGAAUCUGAGAGUAAUUUUGGAGAUGAAGAAAACGAACAAACUGAUAAUGAAUCAGGGAUAAAUUAA
Messenger RNA from Episyrphus balteatus (marmalade hoverfly), 762 nucleotides. Its product is annotated as RNA polymerase II subunit 5-mediating protein homolog. Bases 1 to 762 code for a protein of 253 amino acids. The transcript has a single exon. The record is from RefSeq and is a predicted model, not a curated record. Lineage: Eukaryota; Metazoa; Arthropoda; Insecta; Diptera; Syrphidae.